CUGACCAGGUCCUUCUCUCUCUACCACGCAGUCUAGCUGCACCAAUACCCUCUCUCUUGCUUUCAUACUCAUGAUCUUUCUUCAUGUCUAUUUUUGGUCUUCCUGGCUCAAGCUUCUUUGGGCCACUGAAACACAACCCUCACUCUCUUUCUCUCCCCUCUGGUAUGUAUGCUGCUGGUAGGAGCCCCCCAGGUAAAAACUGCUGCAGAAAUCCUUUAGUGCUCCUUCCUCAGGAAAACUGAUGGCUUCUGGACCACAGCUCAGUUUUUAAGCUGGACAACCUUCUGAUGGGUUUUAAACUUCGAAUUGGAUGUGGACAUUUUUCUUUCCGAUGACAGAAUCACUGGAACUUCCCCUUUGCAGUUGCUUCCUUUCCUUAAAGGUAGCUGAAUCUUGCUGUCUUUAAAAACCUUUUCUUUCCAAAUCUGCCAGCCAUGCCGACUGUCAUUAGUGCCUCUGUGGCCCCACGGACAGGGGCUGAGCCCAGGUCCCCAGGGCCCAUCGCCCAGGCAGCCCAGGGCAAGGGAACGGAGGCAGGGGGUGGAAACCCAAGUGGCAUCUACUCAGCCAUCAUCAGCCGCAAUUUUCCCAUUAUUGGGGUGAAAGAGAAGACAUUCGAGCAGCUUCACAGGAAAUGUCUGGAAAAGAAGGUUCUUUUUGUGGAUCCUGAGUUCCCACCGGAUGAGACCUCCCUGUUUUACAGCCAGAAGUUCCCCAUCCAGUUCAUCUGGAAGAGACCUCCGGAAAUUUGUGAGAAUCCCCGAUUUAUCAUUGGUGGAGCCAAUAGAACUGACAUCUGCCAAGGAGAUCUAGGGGAUUGCUGGUUUCUUGCAGCCAUCGCUUGCCUGACCUUGAACAAGCGUCUGCUUUUCCGGGUCAUACCCCAUGAUCAGAGUUUCACCGAAAACUAUGCGGGGAUUUUUCACUUCCAGUUCUGGCGCUAUGGAGACUGGGUGGACGUGGUUAUUGAUGACUGCCUGCCAACUUACAACAAUCAACUGGUUUUUACCAAAUCCAACCAUCGCAAUGAGUUCUGGAGUGCUCUGCUGGAGAAGGCUUAUGCUAAGCUCCAUGGUUCGUAUGAAGCCCUAAAAGGUGGGAACACUACAGAGGCCAUGGAGGACUUCACAGGAGGAGUGACAGAGUUUUUUGAAAUCAAGGAUGCUCCCAGAGACAUGUACAAGAUCAUGAAGAAAGCCAUCGAGAGGGGUUCCCUCAUGGGCUGCUCCAUUGAUGAUGGCACAAACAUGACCUAUGGAACCUCUCCUUCUGGGCUGAAAAUGGGGGAGUUGAUUGAGCGAAUGGUGAGGAAUAUGGAUAACUCGCGGCUCAGGGACUCAGACCUCAUCCCUGAGGGAUGCUCAGAUGACAGACCGACUCGGACGAUUGUUCCAGUUCAGUAUGAGACAAGAAUGGCCUGUGGGCUGGUCAAAGGCCAUGCCUACUCAGUCACUGGGCUGGAGGAGGCCCUGUACAAGGGUGAGAAAGUGAAGCUGGUGCGGCUGCGGAACCCCUGGGGCCAGGUGGAGUGGAAUGGCUCCUGGAGUGACAGCUGGAAGGACUGGAGUUAUGUGGACAAGGACGAGAAGGCCCGUUUGCAGCACCAAGUCACUGAAGAUGGAGAGUUCUGGAUGUCCUACGAUGAUUUUAUCUACCAUUUCACAAAGCUGGAGAUCUGCAACCUCACAGCUGAUGCCCUGGAGUCCGACAAGCUUCAGACUUGGACAGUGUCCGUGAAUGAGGGCCGCUGGGUGAGGGGCUGCUCUGCCGGAGGCUGCCGCAACUUCCCAGACACUUUCUGGACCAACCCACAGUACCGUCUGAAGCUCCUAGAGGAGGACGACGACCCUGAUGAUUCCGAGGUGAUCUGUAGUUUCCUAGUGGCCCUGAUGCAGAAGAACCGGAGGAAGGACCGGAAGCUGGGGGCUAACCUCUUCACCAUCGGUUUUGCCAUCUACGAGGUUCCCAAAGAGAUGCAUGGCAACAAGCAGCACCUGCAGAAGGACUUCUUCCUGUACAACGCCUCCAAGGCCAGGAGCAGAACCUACAUCAACAUGCGGGAGGUGUCCGAGCGCUUCCGCCUGCCUCCCAGCGAGUACGUCAUUGUGCCCUCCACCUACGAGCCCCACCAGGAGGGCGAGUUCAUCCUUCGGGUCUUUUCGGAAAAGAGGAACCUCUCUGAGGAAGUUGAGAAUACAAUCUCCGUGGAUCGGCCAGUGAAAAAGAAAAAAACCAAGCCCAUCAUCUUCGUUUCAGACAGAGCAAACAGCAAUAAGGAGCUGGGUGUGGACCAGGAAACAGAGGAGGGCAAAGACAAAGCAAGCCCUGAUAAGGAAGCGAAAUCCCCACAGCCAGAGCCCAGCAACACUGACCAGGAAAGUGAGGAACAGCGGCAGUUCCGGAAUAUUUUCAGGCAGAUAGCAGGCGACGACAUGGAGAUCUGUGCAGAUGAGCUCAAGAACGUCCUUAACAGAGUUGUGAACAAACAUAAGGACCUGAAGACACAAGGCUUCACGCUGGAGUCCUGCCGUAGCAUGAUCGCUCUCAUGGAUACAGAUGGCUCUGGGAGACUGAACCUGCAAGAGUUUCAUCACCUCUGGAAGAAGAUUAAGACGUGGCAGAAAAUUUUCAAACACUAUGACACAGACCAAUCUGGCACCAUCAACAGCUACGAGAUGCGCAAUGCAGUCAAUGAUGCAGGCUUCCACCUCAACAACCAGCUCUAUGACAUCAUUACCAUGCGCUAUGCAGACAAGCACAUGAACAUUGACUUCGACAGUUUCAUCUGCUGCUUUGUCAGGCUGGAGGGCAUGUUCAGAGCUUUCAAUGCAUUUGACAAGGAUGGGGACGGUAUCAUCAAACUCAACGUUCUCGAGUGGCUGCAGCUCACCAUGUAUGCCUGAACCAAGCUGGCUGCAUCCAAGGCAUGGAGGAUCACUCAGGAUUUCAACUUCACCCAACAGAGCUAAAGUCACUUACCUCAAAGGACACUGUUGCUGUACCCCCAGGAAGCCUCCAGGCACCUCAUCAGUCUAGUUCCUCCUCUACUCACUUCCCUCCCAGCCUUAGGGCAUCUGUCCAUUUGUCAGGCCCAGCCUGGCCCUUCAGUUAAGGAAUGGGGAAGGGAGAGCUGUGUUGUCCCUGUGCCACAUGGAGCCAAGUGCCUCUGUCUGCUUCGGCUAGCCACAGGCCAGUGAGAGCUUUGCUUGGAGUCUGAUGGCCUCAGCUCUGAAGACAAGUACUCUCCUUAGAUGCUUGCAGCUGUUUGCAGAAGCAUUUGCCAAUGGCACUCAGUACUUCCUGGUGCUAGAACCCCCACCCCCACCCCGCGUCCGCCCCAUCAUCUCUUAUGUUCUCCCACCAAUGGGACAGCAGCCCAAUGAGCACUUGGUUCUGCCUGAUUGUUUCAGGAUGGGCCUGCUCUGGAGUAAACUAGUUCAGUGAAAAGAGCUUUGGACACUUUGGGUUAUCUGACUCAUAAGUUAGGUUGCAUUCUGAAAAAAGUUCAUCUAAAUAAAGGCAUAUGUUUUGCUGGUUUGACUGUGUUUUGUUUUCUCACAUUGAGAGCUACAGCAAGACUAAGUAGCUCCAAUCUCACCCAUCAGGUAUAGAGCUCUAGUUUCAGAAUACAGCAAUGGAAAAUACACACACACACACAAACACAAAUCCCAAACCCCACUUUAAUCAAGCCUUUUUGCUAUUUCUUGAGCACAGGAAUCAAAUACUUUCCAAGAUACACCAGGAAAGGAAGGGGAAUAGCUGUUGGUGUCUAGAUCAAGACAAAAUGGGUCACUAUUAACUGGAAGCGCAAGUUAGCAGACUGUAAGGGCGCAG
Messenger RNA from Dama dama (fallow deer), 3834 nucleotides. RefSeq names its product calpain 3 (gene CAPN3). Lineage: Eukaryota; Metazoa; Chordata; Mammalia; Artiodactyla; Cervidae. Gene Ontology annotation, cellular component: cytoplasm. The transcript is spliced from 24 exons. The record is from RefSeq and is a predicted model, not a curated record. Gene Ontology annotation, molecular function: calcium ion binding; calcium-dependent cysteine-type endopeptidase activity. Bases 435 to 2903 code for a protein of 822 amino acids. Gene Ontology annotation, biological process: proteolysis; negative regulation of apoptotic process.